UCAAGGAGACAACCUGUUACAGCUCUCUGUGUGCCAAUGUUAAUGAAAUAGAAAGUACGACACUUACAUUCUAAUCGCAAAAAAUCUUUAACUAGUUCUUUUAAAUUACUGUUGGGGUGUUGCUCAGCAGGAGUUUAUCAAGAAAGAGGGCGGUCGCGAGGAGGAGCCACCAGAUGAGCCGAUAGCGGUAACAAGUUCGGGCAUGCGUACUGAACACACAUGUUGCUGCCUUGGCGUCUUGGUGGGAGUUUCACUCCUAGCCGCCCUCGUAGCAGUAAUACUUAUGAAAGACACAACAAUAGAAAUGACAGCACUGCGGCAAGUUCAUGUGUUGAUGUCGCAUGGGGAACGCACGCCCAGUGAAAGUGAGUUGGCGAUGCUAGGAGCGCCGCCACCUGACCACGUAUUUGUGCCUUAUGGCGCUGGCGCCAUGACUAAUGAAGGGAAAAUGUUGACCUUUGAAAUGGGCGCAUUACUUAGGAAGAGAUACGACUCAUUUCUGGGACCAUUCUACGAACCAGAGUCAAGUAUAGUUAUAGCAUCAGACACGGAACUAAGUAAAAUGACGGCGUUACUAAUAUCGGCAGGCCUCUGGCCGCCGCCGGUGGAACAGAAGUGGAACGAAAGCAUGUUGUGGCAGCCGGUACCGUACACUUAUCCACCACACGACAAUGAUUUUCUUCUAUAUGAAGAAAAUUGCCCGCGAUAUCAACAGGAGAAAAACAGAAUCUUAAAUGCAUUUACUGAAGAGAGUCUACUGGUACCCUACAAGGAUUUGUUUCACAAAAUAGCCCAGAUGACUGGGACAAAUUUUAGCACGCCGCAAGAUGCUUACAAUCUCAACAAUUUAUUUAUCAUACAGGACGAUAUAAAGGUACCAAAUCCAAAAUGGGCCAAGCAUGUGAAAAGAAAACUUAUGGACGUUGCGAGAUUAGAAUAUUCUAUGAUGUUUCACAACAACCUACUACGAAGGCUCAGUGGCGGGGCUCUACUACAGCAAAUUAUCAAAGAAGCUGCGUCCAACAUAGCGGAUGGGACAAAAGCACGAGUCAUCGUGCGCACGGGUACGCCUGUCUCAGUAGCAGCAUUGUUAGCAGCGUGCGUCGCCCCUCCACCACGCUUACCCGACCCUGGUGCUGCGUUGCUAUUCGAGUUACACGAAAGACUACCUUUGCCCCAAAGCAAGAAGGAUCAAAAGAAUUUAACAGACGGCCAAAGAUUCGCGUUCAAGAUUUUUUACUGGGAUGACGACUCAGCCGAACCGCGUCUUAUGGAAGUGCCCGGUUGCAACGCGUUCUGUCCAUUGGAGACGUUUACGGAACUCACUAAAUAUAUAGUGUCUCGCGACUAUAAGAAAGACUGCACAUUGGACCCUACGUCACAGUAAAAGUUUUGUGAGAGUGUAGUGAAUGUAACGUAUAUUAUCGUUUAGCAAGAUUAAAAUAUCCAACCGAAGGCAAAACGAAUUUUAGUUACAGUAGAUGUAACGUGUGUUAUGUAAAUAUUGAUAGAGUAUUUAAUAUUUGGUUCGGCUUCAUGUACCGAAAAAAAUUGCAUGCUAUUUUAUCAACGGAAUAAGGCUGUGUUUAUAAUUGGACUUUGACAUAAUAAUGGUGUGUAAUAAAAAAGGUGUGUGUGUCGCAAUUGUAAUUAUUAAUUAUUGUAAACUUAAAGAGUGAAUAUGAAGUCGUUCGUUUAUUCUUGACGUCAAUUCUUUUAAAAUGCUUCAUAUUAUCAUAAUCAAAAGGGUGUUAAUAGAGAUUCUUUGGCUUCCUACCUUCAUCGAUCUUUAUGCCCGUCUCGUCCCGUGGAAUGUUUUUAGAGAUAUCGGUGAAUUCGUCAGCACCCCAGGUUUGAGUCCCGCGCUGCUUGAGAUACUCUGAUAUUAGAGCCGCUAUGUGUAACUGGCAACACAUGGCCUGAAAGAUAACAAAAUAUAUAAUAUCCAUCCUCGAUAUCCGUAACAAUAAAAGAUUUGGUUAUUUUAACGCCGUAUUUAAAAUUUUAACUUGUCUAAUUAUUCACGUAACAGAAAACUGAAUAAAAGUUU
This is a messenger RNA of Diatraea saccharalis (sugarcane borer), 2050 nucleotides long. Lineage: Eukaryota; Metazoa; Arthropoda; Insecta; Lepidoptera; Crambidae. The record is from the annotation of a GenBank genome assembly.